CGUAGGGAUGCGCUGGAAGGGAGAGAAGGGCAGUCGGCCGCUCCUACUCGGCCUGUGCGGUUCUUGACCUCUCUCUCUCUUCCGCUCACUCCCGUUCUCGCGUCUCACGACCGAAUGCAUCGACAGUAAGCAUGGCGUCGUCUAAGGUGGCACGACGGCGUGCGGGGAGCCUCCCGAAGGAACCCCCGCCGCCCCCGGCCGUGAACGGCGAGAAACCGGACAAGGAAUACGCCCUGGACAACUUCGAGAUCCUCAAAACCAUCGGGACGGGGACGUUCGGUCGUGUGUGUCUGUGCCGCGAGAGGGACAGUCGGACGUACCAAGCCCUCAAGAUCAUGGCGAUGGCGGAUGUCAUCCGGCUCAAGCAGGUGGAGCACGUUCGCAACGAGAAGUCCAUCCUCCUCGCCGUCCGGCAUCCCUUCGUUGUGGAACUUUUGGGGUGCUGGCACGACCAGACCUUUCUUUACAUGCUGACCGAGUUCGUGUGCGGCGGGGAGCUCUUCUCCUUCCUCCGUUCCGCCGGCCGAUUUCCCAGCUCCACUGGCAAGACAUGGACUCUGUGCGGGACACCGGAGUACCUUGCACCCGAGAUUAUCCAGUCGAAAGGUCACAACAAAGCCGUCGAUUGGUGGGCUUUGGGGAUCCUUAUCUACGAGAUGCUGUCGGGAUAUCCCCCGUUCCUGGAUGACAAUCCGUUUGGGAUCUACGAGAAGAUCUUGGCCGGGCGGGUGGAAUGGCCCCGGCACAUCGACCCCGUCGCCAAGGAUCUCGUCAAGAAACUCCUCGUCCACGACCGCACCAAACGACUCGGAUCCAUGAAGAACGGUGCCGAAGAUGUGAAGAGGCACCGAUGGUUCAAGAACAUCGACUGGGAAGACGUCUUUUACCGGAAAGUUAAGCCCCCGAUCGUGCCGAAGGUGAGCUACGAUGGGGACACGCGUAACUUUGAAGAAUACUCAGAGGUCGACUGGCAGAAGAAGCCAACCGUCUCGGAGGAGGACCUCCAGCUUUUUGAGGACUUCUGACCUCGUUUCACCUUCCUUCCUUUCAUAUUUUUUGUUUGACUGUGAUCAAGGCCGGAGCUUCGCCAACUUAUCAUCCUUUUAAUCAAGCGUCUAUUCUGUCGGUCCCGUGCAAUUUCCAAAAAUAUAUAGGAAAAAGAAUUUUUUUAAUGCCUA
This is a messenger RNA of Darwinula stevensoni, 1178 nucleotides long. NCBI's taxonomy places the organism in Eukaryota, Metazoa, Arthropoda, Ostracoda, Podocopida, Darwinulidae. The record is from the annotation of a GenBank genome assembly.